Ostrea edulis (European flat oyster) is the source of this 1218-nucleotide messenger RNA. RefSeq lists its product as uncharacterized. Gene Ontology annotation, molecular function: nucleic acid binding. Gene Ontology annotation, biological process: DNA integration. The transcript has 3 exons. The coding region runs from base 1 to 1218 and encodes 405 amino acids. Lineage: Eukaryota; Metazoa; Mollusca; Bivalvia; Ostreida; Ostreidae. The record is from RefSeq and is a predicted model, not a curated record.
AUGGGUCAGUAUUUAGUGGGUGAACCACUGGAGAGAGUGGCCAUAGACAUCCUUGGUCCUUUACCACGGACCGAGAAGGGUAACAAGUAUGUUGUUGUUAUUUCGGAUUACUUCACACGAUGGAUAGAGGCUUAUCCGGUCAAAAACCAAGAGGCAAUGACCAUUGCAAGGGUUUUUGUAGAAGAAUUCGUUUCAAGGUAUGGAGUUCCACUCCAGGUUCACACUGACCAGGGCAGACAAUUUGAGUCAACAUUGUUUCAAGAUUUAUGUAGUAUGUUGAAAAUAGACAAAACCAGAACAACCCCAUUCAAUCCAAAGAGUGAUGGACUAGUAGAAAGGUUUAACCGAACAUUAGAGGACAUGAUAAGCAAGUAUGUCCAACCAAACCAAAGGAACUGGGACGAAGUUUUACCAUUGAUGAUGCUUGCUUACAAAUCGUCAGUGCACGAUACUACAGGAUACAGUCCAGCAAAAUUAAAUCUCGGUAGAGAACUAAAAUUACCUGUUGACCUCGUGUAUGGUCAAAAUCCCAGAGAAACUAGUCAUUUCAGGAUGUUCAAGUGUACAACUUGCUUUCGUAUGUACCCCAAUUGGCGCAAGUUGAGUCGGCACAUCAGAGACAAGCAUGAUAAGCAGCCCAUUCCAUGUAAGAAUGCCUCCUUGGGAUGUGUAAUGGCUAUGCCAAGGUCAAGAAAGAGCCAGUUGAUGGCUCACGAGGCCAAGUGUAAAUAUGACCCAAUCCACGGAGGACCCAAAACGAAUCCAAGGAUUCAUAAUGAGAGCACCGCACAGGAAUCUAGGGAGUCGACGCCAGUGCGUGAUGAACGUCCUUUCACACCAUCACCACGAUCUUGUGUGGCUCUAUUCCAGAUGCCAGACGCAAUAUCGCCACUUCCAUCAUCGACUGUGACCUGUCCAACAGAACCACUGGUUGUCCAACCCAAUAUAGAUGCCUCGAUGGAUGUACCACUCACGUCAGGAGUACCAGAAUAUGGGCCUCUCACACUCAUAACUACAACCAAGGAAGGUUUGGACCAUCUCCAAAACGUGGAAACUGCAUUCCUUCCAGAUGGAACCACAUAUAAAUUACAAUCUGUGUGGUACAGAACCUCAGUGACAACCAAGACCGUAUCCACUCAAACAGAAGAGGAUAUACCACGGCCAGAAAAAGUGGAUGCCCAUACACAGUGCUCUGUUCGAUUACAGCUGAUAGACUAA